Molecule: messenger RNA, 2615 nt
Organism: Sarcophilus harrisii (Tasmanian devil)
Lineage: Eukaryota; Metazoa; Chordata; Mammalia; Dasyuromorphia; Dasyuridae
Gene: GOT1
Product: glutamic-oxaloacetic transaminase 1
Exons: 9
Coding region: 194-1591 (465 amino acids)
Biological process (GO): L-aspartate biosynthetic process
Cellular component (GO): cytosol
Molecular function (GO): pyridoxal phosphate binding; L-aspartate:2-oxoglutarate transaminase activity
Source: RefSeq, a predicted model, not a curated record
AACAUUAGCUCCCGCUCACACCUAAGCCGGCUCCGGUUCCCCCUCCUUUCCCGGCUUCCGCGUAAUUUGCCGCGAUCGGGUUGGUCCAGGUGUUUGGCCCUCCUCAGCGAGACACCCCGUGAGUGGCUCAGUGAAGGCGCGAGUUUCCGCCUCCCUUCUAUCAUUGGACCGUGGUUAGCACUGCGCAGUCCCAAUGGCUGAACGCGAGAGUCUCCUCCCCACGCGACCAUCUGUGCAGCGUCUUGGGCGCGAUAGGCUGCUGUCUCCUGUCAAGGACUUCAGGAUCGACGCCCUAGGAGCCGGAGCUGGACCCGGAGGAGUGCGCGCCCUUGCUGCCGCCCUUGGCCUCGCCAUGCCUUCUUCCAUCUUCUCUGAUGUGCCCCAGGCUCAGCCGGUCGUAGUCUUCAAGCUCACUGCAGACUUCCGGGAAGACCCAGACCCCCGCAAGGUCAACCUAGGAGUGGGAGCAUAUCGCACAGAUGAGGGCCAACCUUGGGUUUUGCCAGUAGUGAGAAAGGUAGAACUUCAGCUUGCUAAAAAUGACUCUCUGAACCAUGAGUACUUACCUAUCUUGGGACUGCCAGAAUUCCGAACCAAUGCUUCCCACAUUGCUCUUGGGGAAGACAGCCCAGCCAUCAAGGAGAAGCGGAUGGGAAGUGUGCAGGCUUUGGGAGGAACAGGUGCCCUUCGAAUUGGAGCCGAGUUCUUACGCAGAUGGUACAAUGGAACAAACAAUGCAUCCACUCCUGUCUACGUGUCUGCUCCAACCUGGGAAAAUCACAAUGGUGUGUUUGGUGCUGCUGGCUUUGUGGACAUCCGAACAUAUCGUUACUGGGAUGCAGCUAAGAGAGGGCUUGACCUUAAAGGCCUGCUGCAAGAUAUGGAGAAUGCUCCAGAAUUCUCUAUCUUUGUCCUUCAUGCCUGUGCACAUAACCCCACUGGCACUGAUCCAACUCCAGAGCAAUGGGAGAAAAUUGUUUCUGUCAUGAAGCGCCGAUUUCUAUUCCCUUUCUUUGACUCAGCCUAUCAAGGUUUUUCAUCUGGGGACCUAGACAAGGAUGCUUGGGCUGUCCGCUAUUUUGUGAAUGAGGGUUUUGAGCUCUUCUGUGCUCAGUCCUUCUCCAAGAACUUUGGCCUUUACAACGAGCGGGUGGGAAACCUGAUCGUGGUUGGGAAAGAUGCUGAUAACGUCGUGCGUGUCCUUUCCCAGAUGGAGAAGAUUGUGCGUGUCUUGUGGUCCAACCCUCCUGCUCAAGGAGCUCGGAUAGUGGCCACUACCCUUUCCAACCCUGAGCUUUUUACUGAGUGGAAAGAAAAUGUUAAGACAAUGGCUGAUCGGAUUCUGUUAAUGAGAACUGAACUCAGAUCACGCCUUGAAGCUCUUGGCACCCCAGGAACCUGGAAUCACAUCACUGAACAGAUUGGAAUGUUCAGUUUCACAGGAUUAACUACAAAGCAAGUGGAAUAUUUGGUCAAUGAAAAGCACAUCUAUCUACUGCCAAGUGGCCGGAUCAACAUGUGUGGCCUGACUACAAAGAAUCUGGAUUAUGUGGCUACCUCCAUCCAUGAAGCCGUCACUAAAGUCCAGUGAAGAAGCACCCACCCAACCAGCACCACCAAAGCUGCUGUCUAUCAUAUGUGUGUAGCCCCUGCUUGCACAAAUCCAUUAUCUAUAUAGUGUAAUAGUGACAAUCAAAGGACUGGAAUGACUACAUUGGUGGGAUACCAGUGUUUGAAGUUGACAUGAUUUGAGAUUGCCCAGGAUUAGGGCUCUUUUGGAGAGCCAUGAAAUAUGAACAUUUUUGAUUUAAAGGAAAAAAAGAAGAAAAACCCAUAUUAUUGUGAUCAUUAUGUGAGUGAAGCAUGUUGACCCACCCUCCUCCAAUCAGUGUGUUCAUAGUUUAUUUGCUUCUGUGUGAAUGUUGUAAAGAAUAGAUUAUAUCAAGUCAUUUAUUCUUGGAGCAAAAACCUCACCCCAAAGAUCAAGUCAGCAGAAGAGCUGUGUGAUUGUAGCCAUCGGCAAUGCCAUUAAAACAAACAAACAACCUUUUAUCUCUACAAAGAGUUUCUGUUUCUUUUCCUUGGUUAUUUCUGUGCUCUAAUUUUUGACACCUUGGUGGUUUUCCAAGAUCACCCUUUCUUUCAUAGUUCUGCCUAGUCAAAACCCUACUCAUUAAGGAAUAUAAUACAGCAAACCAUGUUAGCCCCUGUGAAUUUCAACUGAUACACAAGUAUGAGUUUUGCAUGUAAGUUAAGAUACUGAAAUCAAAAGAAAUGUUUUGCCUUGAUGUCUUCAUUUGUCUAGAAAAGGGAACCCUCUUUCCAUUGAGAAUGGGUUCUCAUUGGAGAAUCCAAUUUCUCCUAGAGACUCUGGCACCACCUCAAAUCCAGUUAUUAGCUACCUAAUGAUAGGCCAAUAACGAUUACAUCCAACUCCAUAAAUUUCAGUAAGUCUAAUCUUUUAACUGGAAAACCUAACUCUCUAGGGAAUAAGAUUUAGAAUGAGUGGAGUUUGGAGAGCCAAAUCAUCUCCAUUUUAUAGAUGAGGGUUCUCAGUCUUAUGAUGAAGUGGACAAGACCAUAUAGUAAAAUAGUAGCAAAUAGCAGAAAUAAGU